Messenger RNA from Rotaria sp. Silwood1, 1539 nucleotides. The record is from the annotation of a GenBank genome assembly. NCBI's taxonomy places the organism in Eukaryota, Metazoa, Rotifera, Eurotatoria, Philodinida, Philodinidae.
AUGGAUGAAUUAGAUAUUGUUUAUAGAAUUCGUAAACGAAUAAAUAAUCUUGAAAGAAAAUUAAAAACUUUGACUUAUGAAAAUGUUCAUGGGAAUUCAGAUAUAAAUAAACGAACUGUUGCUCGAAUAAAUAAAAUUCAAGCCGAAUUAAUUAAACUUAAAGGUAUACAUAAUGAUAAAAUUUCUAUAAUAUAUUCAAAUUUAAGUAAAAUAAAAAAAAAUUCUUCAAUAAUAAAUGAUAUAAAUAUGAAUAUGAAUAUGAAAAUAUCUGAAAUUGAUAUUGGAGAUAAACUAACAAAAAUAAAAUUAACACCUAUUUCAUUUAAAUUAGAUGAUAAAAAAGAAGCAUUAAAAAAUAUAAUUUAUCCAAAUGAUGGUAGUGAUAGAUAUAUAUUAAAUAUUCUAUCACGAUAUAGAACAAUAAUUAAUAAAUCAAAAGAUUUUAUUAAACAACCAUUUAAACUUAAAAAUGAUUCAAUUGAAACUGUUAUUAUAUUACUUGAUUAUUUUAUUCGUCAAUAUCAAGGAGAAAUAUGUUUUACUAAUCAAUUUAUAUCUUAUUCAGAUUCUAAACAAUUAACAGCAACUGGAAUAAUUAAUUUAUCUUCUCUUCAUUUAAUUACUGCUAAAACAAUAUUAACAGCUACAUUUUCAAUUAAAAUAAAUCUUAAUUAUGAUCGAGAUCUUGCACAUUCAAAUAAUACAAUGAUUAAUUUUAUUCUUGAUUUAAAUAAAUCAUUAGCUCAUUUACUUAAUUGUAAAUAUGAUUUUAUUCGAAUAUUUUCUAUUGAAAAACUCGAUUAUAAACGUGGAAUGAUUAAAGUUAAUAUUGGUUUAACAACACCUGAUAUAUAUCAAACAGAAUAUCUUGCUAAACACUUUCAGAAUCUUGUUCGUCGAUCUGAUAUUCAAAAUGAUAAAAUUCUUCGUUUUAUUCAAUCCGAUUCUUAUGAAUAUGAAUUACUACCUAUUGUAUCUUAUCUUCAAUUAAGUUCAAAAGAUUUUAAUAUCAAUUUAAAUAAUGAUUAUAAACAAAGAGAUUUUUCUAAACAAGAUCAAUAUUAUAUUCCAAAUGAUGAUUACUUUCGUCAUGAAAUAAAUCUUAACAAUAAAUAUAUCGAUAAUAAUAAAUUCUUAUCAUCAUUUGAUAGAAAAUCUUUUAAUAAACAAUAUCCAAUUGUUUAUCAUGGUACUGAUUCACUAACAUUAAAUAAAAUAAUUCAACAAUAUAAACUAGAAUCCAAUUCAAUUAAUGAUCAACAUAUUCAACAAAUAAAAACAAAACAUAAUCGAUCAUCGAUUUAUUUAACAACAGAUUAUAAUAUUAUUGAUAAUAAAUAUACAAGACCAUUAACUAUAUCAAAUGGAGAUAAUAUACAAACAUUUAAAAUUAUUUUUCAAUAUUAUCUUAUACCGAAUUCUUCUACUAUUUAUAUUGAUAUUAAUCAUAGUGGUCAAUUAUGGCAAAUAAAUGAUCCACAAUCAAUUCGACAUUCGGCUAUUUUACUUAAAACAGAAACAACACCAACAUUAUUAUAA